Messenger RNA from Lottia gigantea (owl limpet), 4982 nucleotides. RefSeq lists its product as hypothetical. Gene Ontology annotation, molecular function: protein binding. Bases 1 to 4296 code for a protein of 1431 amino acids. Lineage: Eukaryota; Metazoa; Mollusca; Gastropoda; Lottiidae. The record is from RefSeq and is a predicted model, not a curated record. The transcript has 30 exons.
AUGCCUACCGCCAUACUUCAACAGACAACUGGCACCAGUUCGCGGGGAUUGCAGCAACCUCGACCUGGAUCUAACGAAAUCAAAUCCAUGAGAAAAUCAAAGCUGAUGAAGAACCCAGCAUUCAAGUCUAUGUACCAUGAUAUUGAGAAACAUCAACAAGACGUCAAAUUAGCUCAUUUAACUGGUAAACCAAAAGACUUAAUAGAAAGUACAGAAAAGGAUGCUAAAUUCUACAAUAUUUUAUCUAAGAUGCUGUGUGAAGUCAUUCAACAGAGAAGUGACUCGGAACAGAAAGGUGUGCUACAGAAAGUCUAUCUAUGGUAUAAAUCUAACAGACAUGUGUUAUAUACUGGUCCAAGAUUUGGUAAAGAGUAUAAGAAGAAAGAGGCAGAGGCUGCAUUAAAACAAUCUCGGUCGCCACGGAGACAACAAUCUGACAACAGACGGAAAUCUUACGAUAUUGUAUCCCAGCAUUCCAACACUGUGUCUCAUUCUACCAGUAUAUCACAACGAUUCAGAUCUCCACCACAUUAUGACGAGGAAGAACAGUAUGCUGAAAGUUGUGACGAUUUCUCGGUGAAUAGCGUAAACAGUGCCAUUGACCUUGACCUGACAACGGAGGUGGAUUAUGAUGAAGUAUUAAAUCGUGAGAGUGAGUGUGGAGAAAGUGUAGAGGAACAGGAAGUCAUGAUGAUUGAUAUUACUCAAGAACAACCUGUACGUCCCAGACGGACUGGAACUGCCUAUUCUUCACCCCUAUAUUUUAAAGGACGAAAGAUACAGCAACCCGUUAGUCGAGGUCCACAAAAAAUGGUUCACUCCAUAGCCAGUCUGGUUAACCCACACUUAAAUACACCGAGAAUGGGAGAUAACUCUAGUGUAGCUGAUGGAAGUGUCUCGACAGUAGUGUUUCGACCGACGACUGCUCCCAACUCCAGAGCUGAUAUGCUACAAUCGUGGCAGAUGUUUAACAAAGAAAGAACAUACGGUCAAGAUAUUAUAGGUAAAAUGAAUUUUGUUGGACGUAGCGGAACUGGGCUAGAUGUAAGAUAUAAUGCUCAUGAACUGGGUGAAAUGCCUGAACGGAAAACUAAACAGGUCCUUAAAGAGGCAUUUAAAGAGGGUAGGAAACAAACUGAGAAAACAAAGGGAGGUAAGGAGAAUGUGCUAACCAGUCAAACUCUAGAAGAAUUUUAUGAAACAGCUGAUAAAUUCUACCCAGUCAAAGUUCCCAAAUUACAUAUUGAUAUACCACGAUCUGGACAAUCUAGACUCAGGACACCUGUCACUCCUCUUGGUAGAAACUUUAUCCAGUCUGAAAAUAGAUCACCAAGUCCAGUCCACACCAAACCUGACCUAAAACUGGACACUGUGGUCAAUAUGAUAGACAAUGUUACAGAUGAGAUGGAAUUCUAUAAAGAAAAGUUAAUACAGCCACCAGCGUUGGGAUUUCGACGUCCAGCCGUUAGUGAUGUUCCAGUGACACCUACACCAGUUAUGACCCCUGCUAACUUUAGAACAUCCAGUGUGUCAGAGAGAUUCAAUACUCCAAUACAACCACCUAGUUCACUGAUAGCAGAGAACACUUUUGCAUCAAAUAUUUCAACGUCGACACCAGUUCCCCAAACUCCCCUACCAGGAAUAGAUUGGAGAGGAAGAAUAACACCAGAACCAAAUAGAUACAGAUCAAAACAGAAAUUUGGUAAUCAUACGUAUGUUAAAAAGAGUGAGAGACCCUCAUUAAGAUCAGCUGGUGGUGUUACAGCAGGACAUCGACCUAAAACAGCUCCUGGUCCAAUGAAGAGCAAAUGGAAAACAGAACAGGAGACUGACCCAAAUGAACGAGUAUCAGCCCAAGCUUCAAGUCACAUGACCACUAGUGUUAACCAAUCAGAUUUAGACAAUAUGAUGGUCAUUCAGCAUUUAAUCGGGGAUUCCGCUUCUCAAGGAGGAUCUUUGUAUGAAUUUGAUAUGGAGUUUUGGCGCCGAAUGAGGAGAAUGAACCAAUCAGCAGGCAGCCAUUCAACCAAUCAACAACUAGAAUAUCUCUCACUUUUGGCUGCUCAACAACAGGGGGAGGCUACAAACAGAUCAGUGAGUGCUCCAGUAGGCCAUCAUCAAGUUAGUAAAGAUAUAUUCAAGAUGGAGAACCUGCCAGAGAAGAUGUGCUGUUCACCUGCUGGAAUCUCCUCAAUAGGAGAGUACAAUACAGGGGAGAUAAAUGAGGUGGAAGAAGAAUUGAAGGCAUUACACGAUGAUCAAAGCCAAACUGGAGAACAGAAAGAAGAAGCUGAAGUAGUAUACAAUAUGGCCAUUUCUGCCAUUCCAUCAGAAGGUCAAGGCCCCUUACCAGCUAAUCGUAGAGACCACCCACUACAAACCUUGACGAUAUCAGACGCUUGGCAAUAUUCCAUGCAGGGUGGGACCAAGCAGACACCAAUUUCAAGAGCUCAUUCUGCUCAUAGUGCUAAUAAAAGUGUCAAGGGAGGUAACUCUGAAAAGAUACUGAAACAAAGAGCGAGUAACUCUAAACAAGCAUUAAGAACAGAAACAUAUAGCCUGGAAUAUCUGCCAGAUGGAGUCUUACCAAAAGUAGAACGUUCUGCAGGCCGUAUGCCUGGAAAUGUAGAUCCUGUCAUUCAGUUGAUGCAGAUGGCUCAAAGACAGAAAGCCUCCCUUCAUAGAACCCAGCCUGUAAGAACUCCACCAUCUAUUCCGAGUCCGUAUGGUACAUUUGGAGCUCGCUCUCCGCGAUCUGGACAUAAACAGUAUCAAAAGGAGCUGGAAGAGCAUGCCAGGAAGACCCACAGUCCGAGAAGAUUCAUGCAGCAUGUGCAUGAUCUUCGCCAGGGGUUACAGACAGCCCCAGCUGGUACCAUGACGAUAGAGGAAGAGGGGUUGAUGGGAACUCUACAAGUUCAACCAAUGACAGCUGCUGGAGAUUACCUUUACUCCAUAUUAAAGCCACAAUCUGCUGUUCCAUAUUCUCAUUUCCCCACCCCCCAGAGACCCGUUUCUGGAUUUGACAGACAAGUUACGUUUGGUUCAGAACUUACAGAUGGUAUGGAUGAAAUAAGGGUCACUCCGGAUCAUUCCUUACGACAGAAGUUACAAGGUGACCCAGUUGAAAAGGUCAAAGUGCAGAGUUCAAGAUCCGUGGAGUCACCACCCAAAUCUAUCGCUAACAUUGGACGACCUAUUGCUCAAGUUGCUCAGAUACCAGACCCUGAUGAUGUCAUGAAAGCAACAAUGUUACAGAAACAGAUGUCGGCUGCUGUGGAUAUACAAAGAAUAUUUCGAGGGUACGUUGCUAGGGAGAAUUAUAAACUAUUGUUAAAAGAUUACAGAGAAGGAGUGGAAGAUUCUAGAAAAGCUGCUCUUCAAAUUCAGAGACAUUACCGAGGCCACCUGUCUAGGAAGGCCGCCAUUUAUAACAGACAUCCUAAUACAGAGACCCUAGAGUGGGCUAGACAGUAUAGACAGAUAUUGAUAGACAAUGAACACAAACGACAACAAAAGAGAGAGGAACUAGCUGAAAAAAAUGUAAAGAAUUAUGUUAGUGCUGUCAAUAAACUAGAAGUUGUUGGUCCACAUGUUGAUAUCUAUCAAGUGUAUCAUCCAAUGCAUCUUGGGACAUCAAGAGCUGAGUUGAAUCAGGCGGCCGUCGUGAUACAGAAAUUAGUACGAGGCUGGGUGGUCCGACGUAAACUGGAAAAGUUAAAGAGAAAGGCUGUAUGUUAUGGCUCUGUAUUUCCCACCAUGGUGAAAGAGUACAAAAAUAUGUUAAUCCGUGUCCAGAAAUUUCAUGGAAUAGAGAAAUUCAAAACUCCAUUUUGUAUCGCAGAAAUGAAUGUGUACCUGGACAACAGAAGGCGAUAUGAAGGUGUAUUUGAAAGAAGAUCAUUCGGUGGGGAGAUUGAGGCAGGGGAUGUAGAACAAUAUUUUAAAGAAUGUGAUCUGUUUCCAUCUCAAGUUGAGAUAGAGGAGGCUAGAGAAAUGGUCUGUAGAAAACCAGGUGAAGUUUUGAACAGUGAGAAAGGAAUCAGUAAGAAAGAGAUCUUAGAUAUGUUGUAUUAUAUAUAUGUUCCUAAGGCAACCGGACUGGCGCUGAACCGUAAAUCAACUUGGAUGAACCCCAUAAUAGAUGGAGUGGAAGCAAAAAAAUUGAUAGGUAGUCACCUUGUAGAAGAUGCCCCUCUUCAGAAAUGUGCCGACUUGGUUAUUGAAGCUCGUAGGGAGGAGAGACAGAGAGAAAUGGAAAGAAAGAAAAUGAAGGAAAAUGAAACAAAUGAAUAGCAUCAUAAUCUGUAUAAUGUCUGAAUAUAUGAGGCUUAUUUCCCGCCUCCUAACUACGGUUUUUGUUGGUACUGUUAGGGCUAUAGGUAUCCCAGUACCCCCUGGUUCCCCUAGGGCUGCAUAUACCUCUGACACGACAAGUACGUCUAGCUGGGAUGUUUGUUGGUAUCUCUAGGGCUACAAGUACAUCUAGCUAAGAUGCUAGUUGGUAGACCUAGGACAACAAAGUACGCCACGGCCAGCUAGCAUGUUUGUUGGUACCACUAUAGCCUAUAAAUACAAAUCACGUUCCUCGGGCGUGAUAUACGGAUGUGAUAGUAUCCAUUAUCAUCCAUAUAUCACGUCCAAACGGGCAGAGACAGAUUUGUCGGACUAGUACCACUAGGGCUACACAAACCCCUUAGCUGACAUGGGCGUUUGGUGUCCCCAUGGGUAAAAGCACCCGGAAAUAGGAACUAGUUCAAGCCUACUAGUGCUUCUGUGAUAACUUUUCUUUUUUCUACUACAUGUAUUUAUUAUUUUUUGUGUAAAAUUGUAUUUUUUAAGAGUUUUAAAGCUUUGAUUUAUCUUGCCAAAUAACGUUUGCCAGACUGUAUCAUAUUUGAUAUACGACAUAUCACCUUAUUACAUAUCGGUUUAUAUAGAUUUUGUUAAUUAAAUUAAGCUUAUAUAUAAAAUUAUUUCUU